AUGCAAGACUCAAAUAUCAACAAACGUUUUGAAGAGUUCCGCAAUUACUUUACUUUUGAAUUGAAAACGCAACUUCCUGAAAAUCGUCUACGUGAAUUUCAUUAUUGUAUUUUCUGUGGAAAAAUGUUUAAUAGACGUAAAUACAUGAAACACUCUAUGGAAGCAAAACUCGAAGAAACAAACAAAUUUAAAAGUAUUAAUAAUUUUAAAUUUUUUGAUGAGAAUUUCGACAAAUUUAAUUUGAUUGCGCUCAAUAGUCAGCUUGUCGAAGAAGAAAAAAAUAAGUCAAGUGGUUUGACUGAUAAUGAAAUAGACCUCUCGCCAAAUAUUUAUAGAGGUGCCGAUUUAUUGAAAGUGAGGAAUGAACUUGAGUCACAAUUGAGACAAACAAGUUACACUACAUUUGAAGACGUCAAGAAAUAUUUAUUGAAAGGAUUGGAAGAAACUGUUCGUGUUCUUCCACUCAUUAAUUAUCAAAAUUUCCAAAUGAAUAUUUCUGUUUUACACAGCGAGUCAACACAAGAAGCACUCGACAAUAUCAGUAAAAGUUUUGAUGUUCCUAUUAUUAAUUGUGAAGAUGUUGUUUCAAAAAAUUCAACUGGUAUUGUGGACUCUGGAACUUUAUUAAAAACUCCCGCUAUUACAAAUUGUAUUCCGACUCCUCCAACAAUACAAACAAGAAAUGCGACACAUGUUGAUUAUAGCCAGGCUACCGAGAACGAAUCUCAGAACACCAACGAUUCGACCAAAGAAGAAAUAAAAUUCACUGUGUUUGAGAUCGAACAAUUGGAAAAAAUGAAACACAUUAAAGAGCUCCUCAGACCAGAGAAUAAAUACUCCGCUGAGUACAUCGCACAAGAAACCAACAAAGAAGUACAAAGGCGACUUGGUAAAAAUAUUGACAGUUAUUCAACAACAAAUGAUGCUGGAAAUGAAAGAGGCAGCUUUAUAACGAUGAUGGCUGCAUUGAUGAUGGGAGCAUGUGGGUUGACAAAUAAUCAAAUUGAUACCAUGUCAAAAUUGAUAUCCAUAAUUUUGCUCAUGUCCAAUGUUCCUAAAAAACAGUGUGACUAUUAUACAUUAAUGGCCGAUUCAGCAAUGUACAAUGGUGUUGAGUACUUUUCUCUCUUUGUAAGAUUUGUGUUUUCAGAUGGAUCAUUUGUUGAAAAGAGAGUCAAAAUUGUAAACUAUGACGGCAAAACAGAUGCUGCGGGGUGGCUCAGUUGGAUAAUGAAAAUAUUGGAAUUGAUGGAUGCUGACCUCAUUAAAUGCAUUGGUGCUUGUUUUGAUGGAGCUUAUGUUCUGAUACGAAAUGGUGGGCUCUCUGGUAAACUCCUGGCUAAAAUUAAAGAGAGAGACGGGCUGAACGGAUUUGAUUCAAACUACUGCUUUUCACACAGAACAAAUAAAGCGACUGAAAAGUGUUUUGGAUCACAAUGGGGACUGGCUAUUGAAAGUUUCUUGGACGGGUUAACAGUUCAGACAACAAGAACAGCAUGGGAUCAAUUCUGUGCCAAAAAUCAUAUCAAAGGUGCAGUUCUCAAAUUGGUUCAACGAUCCGAAACAAGGUGGCUCCAAACAGUAUUGAUUCUUGAUAACAUGUUUGAGAAUCUGCCUUCACUUCAAGAAUUUUACAGUGAAAGAGAACAAUACCAAAAGCCUUUUGGACCUCGCAACAUUAUGGGUGAGUGUAAUGUCAACUGCAAAUUGUUUGUUGCGUGUAUGUUCUUCACUCAAAUAGUGCUCAGUAAGGUGAAGAUAAUUGACGAUUGGCUACAGACCGCCAAUUUACUAUACCCGUGGCCUAUCAACGUUUUGAAGAUUUAA
Molecule: messenger RNA, 1827 nt
Organism: Entamoeba invadens IP1
Lineage: Eukaryota; Evosea; Mastigamoebida; Endamoebidae
Exons: 2
Coding region: 1-1827 (608 amino acids)
Source: RefSeq, a predicted model, not a curated record